Messenger RNA from Suillus paluster, 613 nucleotides. RefSeq lists its product as uncharacterized. The transcript has 5 exons. The record is from RefSeq and is a predicted model, not a curated record. NCBI's taxonomy places the organism in Eukaryota, Fungi, Basidiomycota, Agaricomycetes, Boletales, Suillaceae. Bases 98 to 544 code for a protein of 148 amino acids.
ACUCGCUUCUAUGAUGUGAACCUCAUGAUGGACCUCGGAGUUUCCUUCACCAGUCCAACACCGGGCUGGCAUAUUUUCCCUCUCCAGCCUCAAGAUCAUGUCUGCGCAAGUAGGACGUAGCCCACUAUCCGCUGUAUUCUUGCUGCAUAUCGCUCUGGAGGCGCCGCUUGCCCUCCAGGCAUUCUGGUCCCCACAGAGCCUUCCCUUUAUGCAGAUGAACAACACCACGGUAGUCAUGUUGAAGCUAUAUACCGCAUUGGUCGCUGGGUCCUGCGUCACUGCAUUCCUUGCGUAUCCUUUACCAGAAUUUCUACCUGGAAAGCGCGCACUUGCAAUUGGGUUCUGCAUUUACCACAGCAUAGUGUCAACAAUCCUGUUUCAGACGCCAAGAUUCAUUCCUCACACCCUAGGUCCCUUCUUUGAGUCCGUGAAUCUUACGCCUGAGGUCUUGUGGGGUACAUUUCACGGUGUGCUGGGGCUUGCGAUGGUUAUAUGGUGGCAAGGAACGUUACAGUAUGCAGCAGUAGUGAGGGGAGCUGCGUAAAAAAAUUGUACACAGUGCAACAUUGGUGUAACAAGCACAAUUGGUCGUGUACUAUUUAGAAUUUCAGAG